This is a messenger RNA of Betta splendens (Siamese fighting fish), 1624 nucleotides long. RefSeq names its product tetraspanin 12 (gene tspan12). The record is from RefSeq and is a predicted model, not a curated record. Gene Ontology annotation, cellular component: membrane. Lineage: Eukaryota; Metazoa; Chordata; Actinopteri; Anabantiformes; Osphronemidae. The coding region runs from base 557 to 1447 and encodes 296 amino acids. The transcript is spliced from 7 exons.
GCUGCUGUACGCAUUUAAUUAGCGAGGAGGAAGAAGGAGCAGCGGCAGUAGGACACAUUUCCCCGCACCCCGGACUCCGGUUUGGACCGUCUCCACAACAGAAGCUCGUUAGCGCAAAAGUUCGAACAAGCGCACCAGCGGAUUUGUUUCCCUUUUUUACUUUCAGUCUGAAGAACAAAUUCGAAAUGUGCAUUUUUUGCGUAAAUCUGUGUAAACGGUUGUUUAGUUCGGUCUUCGGUUUUCCGGUGGUGUUCCGCCAAGUCAGUGAUGACUGAUGUGGACAUGUCAGCACCACGCACUGCACCAUCCCAGCGGGGCUGAGGGAAAGUAGGAAACCACCUGUCGCGUAGGUUUGCUGGAGCUUCUUCUUUGAUAAACACGAACUGCAAAAACAAGAGCCGGGACAGAGCCGAGGGAGCGGAAUGCGCCUUUUACGCGCGGAGCAGGCGCUUCUCUGAGAUCUACAAGCUUCUCCCCCGGAACUUUGCUCGGUGUUGCGCGCCUGCAGAGAGCAUGUGGCCGCGGUGGUGUCCCGGGCUCAGAUGAGCAGGAGGGGAUGGCUCGGGAGGACGCAGUGAGGUGCCUGCGCUGCCUGCUGUACGCGCUCAACCUGCUGUUCUGGCUGAUGUCAGCAUGUGUGCUGGGAGUGGCAGCUUGGAUCAGAGACUCUCUGAACACGGUUCUAACGCUGACAGCUCACACCAGGUUGGAGGAAGCCGCUGUCCGCAUCUAUUCUCCAGCCGUCCACCCCGUCGUCAUCUCUGUGUGCUGUUUCCUCAUCAUCGUGGCCAUGGUGGGCUACUGUGGCACGCUCAAGCGUAACCUGCUGCUGCUAUCCUGGUACUUCUGCAGCCUGUUGGUCGUCUUCUGUGUGGAGCUGGCCAGUGCAGUUUGGACCUAUGAUGAGCCGUCGGUGCAACGCUCGGACAUGAUCAGCCUCAAGUCCCGGAUGCCGAACUAUGGCCUGCAGCGCUACCAGUGGCUCACACACACCUGGAACAGCUUCCAGACCGAGUUUCGAUGUUGCGGGGUGAUCUACUUCACUGACUGGCUGGAGAUGACGGACAUGGAGUGGCCACCGGACUCCUGCUGCUCCAAUCAGUAUCCAGGCUGCGCUCGCCACGCCCACCACCACGACCUCAGCGAUCUGUACCAGGAGGGCUGCGGUCCAAAAAUCUACAGUUUCGUUCGUGGGACGAAGCAGCUGCAGGCGCUGCGUUUCCUGGGCGUGUCCAUCGGUGUGGCCCAGAUCCUGGCCAUGGCGCUCACCCUCAUGCUGCUCUGGGCGCUCUACUAUGGGCGAAAGGUGGAUGAGCCGGCGCCAGCGGCACCGCCAGGGCACUCCAGCCCCACGCUCACACACGGACCCUCGGCUGAAGCGGUGAAACCAGGAUGCAGCCGCGAAGCACCGACUGAAAACCAGUUUGAACUGGAGCCUCUGUCAUGACCAGGACUACGCAGCAUCUGGCAGAAACAGAAGAGACUCAGGAGCCACUGGAUCAGAACAUUGCGCUGUAGAAUCCGCAGAUGAUGGGACAUCUUCUCCAAUAAGCUCCAAUAAGAACUCACUGUGUUACUAAUCAUCUUAUCACUGGAAUAAAAGCUUAAGGUUCACGAGCCAGAA